AUGAAAAUCCCCGGGUUCAGGUCCUCGCGCCAGUACUGGAUCACAAUCCUCAGCGCAGCAAGCGUCCACGUACCGGCAUGCAUACCCAGAGAACGCCCAGUCCAUCGGCGAAAACGCCGCCAUCUCUCCCAGCGACAGGAGCGUCACCACCAGGAUGCCGCCCGUGAACAGGUACCCGAUGAACAGGGACGCGGGUCCGCCGCGCUUCAGGGCCGUCCCCUACCCGAUAAUCAGCCCCGUCCCGAUCGCCCCUGCAAUCGCCAGCAUGUUGACGUGCCGGAACUUAUAGUUUAG
This is a messenger RNA of Ogataea haglerorum, 294 nucleotides long. RefSeq lists its product as uncharacterized. The coding region runs from base 1 to 294 and encodes 97 amino acids. The transcript has 2 exons. Lineage: Eukaryota; Fungi; Ascomycota; Pichiomycetes; Pichiales; Pichiaceae. The record is from RefSeq and is a predicted model, not a curated record.